Molecule: messenger RNA, 393 nt
Organism: Pocillopora meandrina
Lineage: Eukaryota; Metazoa; Cnidaria; Anthozoa; Scleractinia; Pocilloporidae
Source: the annotation of a GenBank genome assembly
AUGGAUAACCAAGACAAUCCAGACGGUGAGCGAAGCUUGCCUUCCAACCAGAAAAGCAGUAACAGCAGCAUCUCUUCUCCUCCUGGUGGUGGACAGCAGCAAGUUUGUGUGGUUUUACAGCCACCUCUACCUUCAUUAACAAACCGGAGCACCUCUCCAACACACUUGGGCUCCUUAGCAGACAACGUACGCCCCAGUUCAGUGCCCAUUAUUCUGGCUCCCAGUCCAGCACUUUCACCAGCAGCCCUUUCCUCGCCUCAGGGGUCUCGAUCCCCGACACCUACGGAUCCAGGCCCUAAGCAGCUAGAAAUGUCAGAGGAAGUUCCAAGGGAAGAUUUGAAGGCUGACCAAUCAAAUGGCGAGUCAGGAAAAUCUUCGAUAUAUGACAUCUAG